Molecule: messenger RNA, 264 nt
Organism: Miscanthus lutarioriparius
Lineage: Eukaryota; Viridiplantae; Streptophyta; Magnoliopsida; Poales; Poaceae
Source: the annotation of a GenBank genome assembly
AUGGAGGCGAAGAUAAUCUCUAUUGUUGAGUUUGGUGGGUUAGGCAAGACUACUCUUGCUAAAGCUGUGUAUGAGAAUCUUAGUCAGGAUGUCCGUUUCAGGGCUUUUGUUCCUGUUGGCCGGAAUCCAGACUUGAAAUCAGUCUUAAAGGGCAUUCUUAUUGAUCUGGACAAGCAACGUUACACCAAGGAAUUCAAUUUGACUAUAUUGGAUGAGAGGCAGCUAAUAGAUGAACCUCGGGAAUUCCUCAAGGAUAAGAGGUAG